AUGGCCGAAGAAGAAACCCAACCACGCAACAGAAAAGAACGCCGCGCCGCAGCAAAGGACUCUGGCAAACACCCAUCCACAGCAACCAUAAACUCUGCCCCCAAAAUCCCCAUGUCACAACCAGACCGCAGCGGACCAAAAGGAAAAACCCUACUCGAAAUCGCUGAUGAGCGUACCGCCGCACUCCAAGGCAUGAUGUCCUCAGGCCAACCGUUUGAAAAAUCCCUCGGUGAUGGUUUAGCCCGCGACGAGAACGGGCGAGUGCUGUUGCCAGCAAAAGACGGCGAUGGCGACAACGACGACGACGAUGCAGUCAUGGGAGCUGGAGCCGAGUCUUUCUUUCUGUCCACAAGUUUGGCAAUGGUGCACUUUACGCUCGACGUGCUCGUGUUCCAGCAAUACGCGCAAGAAAUCAGUUGGCCGGCAAUCUUCCAACGCACGACUAUCGCAUACCCGAUCUUGUUUCUGAUCGUCUACAUGAUGAAGUCGGAGAUGGCGAAUCGGUUUCAAACGCUCAAGCAACUGCUUUGUUUGGCUGUUGCGGUGGCUUCGGGUUGUUAUAUGAUUUAUGCGGGUAAUACGUAUGACUAUUUUGCGGUCAUGAAGCAGGCGCCUCCAUUGGGGACGCUGUGGAUUUGGAGUGUUAUUGAGAUGAAGUUGGGGUAUGGGCUUGCGAGUAUCGCAGUGGAUGUUGGCUUUUUGCUCUGGAAUGGGUAUACCGUGUUCUAA
This is a messenger RNA of Aureobasidium namibiae CBS 147.97, 729 nucleotides long. RefSeq lists its product as uncharacterized. The record is from RefSeq and is a predicted model, not a curated record. The transcript has a single exon. NCBI's taxonomy places the organism in Eukaryota, Fungi, Ascomycota, Dothideomycetes, Dothideales, Saccotheciaceae. The coding region runs from base 1 to 729 and encodes 242 amino acids.